Messenger RNA from Sceloporus undulatus (fence lizard), 3027 nucleotides. It is a transcript of the gene CA6, whose product is annotated as carbonic anhydrase 6. The record is from RefSeq and is a predicted model, not a curated record. The transcript has 10 exons. Gene Ontology annotation, molecular function: carbonate dehydratase activity; zinc ion binding. NCBI's taxonomy places the organism in Eukaryota, Metazoa, Chordata, Lepidosauria, Squamata, Phrynosomatidae. The coding region runs from base 221 to 1792 and encodes 523 amino acids.
GCGGCGAAGGUCAGUCCACGUCAGCUCUCCAGAGAGAGAAAAGCCAGCAAUGAAAAAAGAUACAUAGCCUCCGUACCGUUGACCUUGCAGCCUCUUCCUGGCUGGGCUUUGCAUUUCGCCCGUCCAUUAAAAUGCCCACUGGCUUCUCCCAGGUAGAGAGCAUUAGAGUUUCUCAUCUGGAGUUAGAAAACAACAAGACCGCAGCAGAGACCGGAGCGCCAUGAGGACUAGCAGCUGGGUGCUCCAUCUGCUCCUUCUGCAACUGGGAUCUUCUCAUGUCAUAGAAUGGACCUACAAAGGGAAACUGGAUGAGACUCACUGGGGAAGACACUUUUCCGACUGCCUGGGCCUGCGCCAGUCUCCCAUUGACAUUCGGAAGAAGGAUGUCCUGUACAGUUCGGAGCUGGAGCAACUGGAAUUCAAUGGCUUUGAAGGGCCUCUGCAAGGCAGCUUCACUAUGACCAACAACGGCCAUUCAGUUCAGAUCAGCCUGCCUUCAGGCAUGACCAUCACCAAAGGGCUUCCCACCAUCUUCACUGCUGUCCAGUUCCAUCUUCACUGGGGAGGCAUGGACCUCGAGGCCAGCGGCUCUGAACACACCGUGGACGGCAUGCGUUACAUUGCAGAGCUUCAUAUCGUCUUUUACAAUUCAGACGCUUAUUCCAAUUUUCAUGAAGCAAAAGAUAAACCAAAUGGAUUGGCUGUACUAGCUUUUCUGUAUGUGGAGAGCAAUUUAGAAAAUACCUACUACAGCGAUUUCAUCGCUCACUUGGCCAAAAUCAGGUUUGCAGGGCAGUCAACCACACUCAACACUCUUGACAUCAUGACAAUGUUGCCGGAAAACCUUUCCAAUUACUACAGGUACCAGGGCUCCUUGACUACACCUCCAUGCACAGAAAAUGUCCUUUGGACGUUGUUUGACUCGCCUAUAAAGCUCUCCCAUGCACAGGUCAGGCUGCUGGAGAAUGCCUUACUGGACUGGGAGAACAACACCUUGAGGAACGACUACCGCCAUGCCCAGCCCCUCAAUGGCAGGGAGGUCUUAGCGUCCUUCAUAUCCAAGCCAACCGCAGCUGUAGAAAUGUGUCACCCCGAGACCUUCACCCAAAAACUUGAUGAAAUACAGGCCCAUCUCCAAGAAAUGAAGAAGUACCUUAUGGAUGCCAUGGAGAAACCUGGUCGCAAGCCAGGCAACUUCCAGGCUUUUUACUUUGAUGACGACAACGUGGAGAGCCACGUCGAGAUCCGCCCCUUGCGGCCGAUGGCCCUACAAGCUUUCACCCUCUGCUUCUGGAGCCAGAACCUGAUCCAAGGGAAGCAAACCGUCUUCUUCUAUUCCACCCCGGAAAGGGACAAUGAGUUGGUGGUCACGGUGGGCGUGGAAGUGGGCGUGUGGAUCGGAGGGCACUUUGUGCAGUUCGAGCUCCACCGCAAGUCGGAAGAGUGGGCCCACUUUUGCGUCACUUGGGCCUCCAACUCGGGUGCAAUCAACAUCUGGAUCAACGGAGAGGUGGGCAUGACCAAGCACAUGCAAAAGAGGUACACCAUUCAGAGCGACGGGACGCCCAUCCUCGGCAAGUACAAGAACGCCAUGCUGAACGUCUUUGCCAACGCGUUCUCCGGGUGGCUGAGCCACGUCAACCUCUGGGGCCGCCUUCUCGAGCAACAGGAAAUCCAGGAGCUCAUGUUUUGCAAGCGAGAGGAUCUGAAGGGGGAUAUCAUCGCUUGGGGGGAAACACCCAUGAGCUUGUUUGGAGGAGUGGUAGUGGAUGCUGAUACCACUUGCAGGUGAUGCCCUUUGGAAAGCAAGCAACCGGCGAGGUGGAAACGUCGGAAAGACGGAGAGAGUGAGAGAGCAAACGCUGAUUGUUACACAAUUGUGAUCUUAAUUUUUAUUCAUGUUAUGCAUGUCGCAGGCUGCAUCUCUGUCCUCUCUGAACACGCUUCUUCAUCGCCUCAUGUCUGUAACAGAGCCCUUAAGGUGGAGUUUACAGAGGCAUCAAACUACAGGGAAAACUCACCGUAAGGCGAGGGGCUAUAAUUCUUCCAUAUGUAUUGGUUUGCUUUCUGGUAGUGGAAUCGAAAUAUUUUGCUAAGAAAAUGCAGAAGCUGGUCUAUUGCAGAGUUGUCUCAUGCGAGAUGUAAAUAUAACAUCAUCUGCUAAUGUAACUUCAUCUGUUUACUUUCCCGAAAGGGAACAUGGACUGGAAGGUCUCCCUCCGCUAUCAAAGCGGCGAUAAGAAAAUGGAAGAGAACCGAGAAAGCCGUUAGAUUAGCUGGCCUGACUAACAUGUCGCUUUCUUUCUGCUAGCCUCACAUGGAUCACUGGUUGUCCUUUUCCCUUGCCUUUCUAUAUCUCUGUGCGCCUACCAAGCCCUUGCCGUGGCCAAGUACUUCUCUAUAAUCCCAGCUUCGCAAUGGUCCUGCAUUAUAAAUCCUAGCACUCAUCUAACCAUGUAUCUUUGAGGGUUAGGUUGGGCUUUCAGAUAUGCAUAUAUGCGGUACAUGCCACGAAUCUACAAUUAGGACUCCUGAUGUACGUUGGCACAUAUUUGCAAAGUAAGUCACUUCUUGUUUGCACAUGAUUGUUGUCUGUGCAUGCUAGUUUGGAAACAUGUGGUGAAAACCUUACGAUGCACAGCCUUCCUUAUAUACAUAUGAAAAAGGACAGUUUCCCCCUAGAGAUUAGGAAGGACUACAAUUCCCAGAACCAGCGUCUUGGGGCAAGUCAUUCAUCAUGCAUCCUCCAUUUUUGCUUUCUGCAUUUCAAUCACAGAGGUCUAUACCCCUUCAAGUCCUUGUUGGCUAUAUUUCCUUAGUUCGGUUUAGUUUUUAAACAAAGACAGUGCAAGUUUUUCUUUAAACUCUUUGAGAAACUCUUUAGGGGUUUAAAUGACAUUAAGCCUUGCUGGGAAAAGUGGAGAGGACUGAACCAACAGUGACUGUGUAGCUCUCCUUGCAAUGUGGCUUAUACAGUGCAGCCAUAUUAUAACUAACUAAUAAAUAAUAAAAUAAUAAAAUAAUAAA